Messenger RNA from Acomys russatus (golden spiny mouse), 1780 nucleotides. RefSeq names its product rhomboid like 3 (gene Rhbdl3). The coding region runs from base 29 to 1219 and encodes 396 amino acids. The record is from RefSeq and is a predicted model, not a curated record. Gene Ontology annotation, cellular component: membrane. Gene Ontology annotation, molecular function: serine-type endopeptidase activity. NCBI's taxonomy places the organism in Eukaryota, Metazoa, Chordata, Mammalia, Rodentia, Muridae. The transcript has 8 exons.
CCCCGGGACGAGCGCCGCAGCCUGGGCCAUGGGCGAGCACCCCAGCCCCGGCCCCGCAGUGGCCGCCUGCGCUGAGGCGGAGCGCAUCGAGGAGCUGGAGCCCGAGGCCGAGGAGCGACUGCCGGCCGCGCCAGAAGACUUUGACCCUGGGAGCACCGGCUACAUCAGCACAGGAAAAUUCCGGAGCCUCCUGGAGAGCCACAGCUCUAAGCUGGACCCACACAAGAAGGAGGUGCUCCUGGCUCUCGCAGACAGCCAUGCAGACGGGCAGAUCUGCUACCAGGACUUUGUCAACUUGAUGAGCAACAAACGUUCCAACAGCUUCCGCCAGGCCAUCCUUCAGGGCAACCGCAGGCUGAGCAGCAAGGUCCUGCUGGAGGAGAAGGGGCUGAGCCUCUCACAGCGGCUCAUCCGACACGUUGCCUACGAGACCCUGCCCAGGGAGAUUGACCGCAAGUGGUACUACGACAGCUACACCUGCUGCCCUCCGCCCUGGUUCAUGAUCACGGUCACGCUGCUGGAGGUUGCUCUUUUCCUGUACAACGGGGUGCUCCUGGAUCAGUUUGUGCUGCAGGUGACCCACCCUCGGUACCUGAAGAACUCGCUGGUGUACCACCCGCAGCUCCGCGCACAGGCUUGGCGUUAUCUGACAUACAUCUUCAUGCACGCAGGGGUAGAACAGCUGGGACUCAAUGUGGCGCUGCAGCUGCUGGUAGGAGUACCCCUGGAGAUGGUGCAUGGAGCCACCCGGAUUGGGCUUGUCUAUGUGGCCGGCGUUGUGGCAGGCUCCUUGGCUGUGUCUGUGGCUGACAUGACUGCACCUGUUGUGGGCUCUUCCGGAGGGGUGUAUGCGCUGGUCUCUGCCCACCUAGCCAACAUUGUCAUGAACUGGUCAGGCAUGAAGUGCCAAUUUAAGCUGCUGCGGAUGGCCGUGGCCCUGAUCUGUAUGAGUAUGGAGUUCGGGAGGGCUGUGUGGCUCCGCUUCCACCCAUCAGCUUACCCCCCUUGCCCCCACCCAAGCUUCGUGGCACAUUUGGGUGGCGUGGCCGUGGGCAUCACCCUUGGUGUGGUUGUUCUAAGAAACUAUGAGCAGAGGCUGCAGGACCAGUCGCUGUGGUGGAUCUUCGUGACCAUGUACACCGUCUUCGUGCUGUUUGCUGUCUUCUGGAACGUUUUUGCCUACACACUACUGGACUUGAAGCUGCCACCACCCCCGUAAGGGGCUGGGGGACCAAGGCAGAGAGGGGAGGAGCCAGAAGCAGAAAUACCUCCGUCUGUUUCUCAUCACUGAACUGGAGAGAACCAGAGAUUCUUUAAGCUGGGAUAUAUGUGUUUCCAUUCGGGAGGAUGAUGGGGGGGGGAUGGAUGUGGCUGUUGUCAUUUUCCUAGGCUGGUCUGAUGAUGUGUCGUCAGGGGGAAGGUCUGGGGUAGGGUGAGAGUGGCUGUCCCCGUGGCUUGGGCCUGUGCCAUGUGUUCCCCUCUCACCGCCACAGCAUGAGCAGAUUGCGCUCUUCCUUGUCUUCUACCUGGAGAAAUGCUGGCACAUAGAGAAGUCCUGAGGGUAAGGCACAGCCAGGCAGGCCUUCCCCACCCCAGAGGUCACUUUAGGCUAGGUCAUGUUCUCUCUGCUGCUCAAGGUCUGGUGCUCUGGUGGUGGACAUGUUGGCUUUAAUCUGGGGGAGCCCAGAGCACCCCAGGCUAAGGUCCCAUUAGUGGGUGCUGUGGCAUGUCCCCCUAGGGCUGGUCAGGGAGAUGCUAUAAGCUUCAGGCCUUAUUCUUG